AUGGCAACAGUCGCCCUCUUCCUGGCCGCCUUUUCUCAUCAAACAGGAAUGAGACCGGCUGCCCUGACCCUCCUUGCUUUCCUGCUGUGUUUCUCUCUGGUCGCCGGCCGCUGCCCUUUCCCAUGCCGCUGCGCAAGACGUCCCCUUCGCUGCCCUCCCGGCGUCAGCUCGGUUUUCGACGGCUGUGGCUGCUGCCAAGUGUGCGCCCGCCAGCUCAACGAGGACUGUGACAAGCUGUCGCCCUGCGAUCCUCACAAAGGCCUGGAGUGCAAUUUUGGGGCCGAUCCUUUAGCGAACCGGGGCAUCUGUUGGGCAAAGCAAGAAGGUCGGACCUGCGAAUACAAUGGCCGUAUCUACCAAAACGGAGAGAACUUUCAGCCUAGUUGCAAACAUCAAUGCACGUGCAUUGAUGGAGCGGUGGGUUGCCAACCUCUUUGCCCACUGGAACUGCCUCUGACUUCACUAGGCUGUCCCAAUCCCCGGCUCAUUAAACUGCCUGGUCAAUGCUGCAAGAAAUUUGUGUGCAGCAAAGGAUCCAAGAAGUAUGAAGGUAUCACUUUUGAGUACAACUCAAAAGGAGAGGCCAGUAGCAAUGAAAUCAUCUAUGUGGGCAAAGGCGGACACUGGAAAAACCUGCCAGGAUGGAGACCAUUCUUCCAGGAUCAGGAUACAAAGCAAGAGCGCAAAUGCUUGUCCCAGACCACACGCUGGUCCCCGUGCUCUAAGAGUUGCGGUUUUGGCAUCUCUACCCGCAUCAACAGCAAUAAUCCCCAAUGCAAGCUGAUCAAAGAAACCCGAUUGUGUCAGGUCAGGCCCUGUGAGCAGCCUGAUUUUUCAAAGCUAAAGAAAGGCAAGAAAUGUCUGAGGACGCACAAAGUGCAAGAGCCAGUGAGAUUCAGUCAUGCUGGUUGCAAGAGCCCACGCCGUUACCAGCCAAGCUUCUGUGGGGCCUGCCUGGAUGGCCGCUGCUGUGUACCCCUGCGUACUCGUACGCUAAAUGUACCCUUCCGUUGUCCUGAUGGGAGCACUUUUACCAAGAAGGUCAUGAUGAUCCAUACUUGCCAGUGUGGAGCAACUCACUGCCCGCCGCUGAGUGAAACUGCCAUGGGCCCCCAGUAUCAGCUGAACGGGGACAUUCACAAAUUCCUGGAAUGAUAAGAGCAUGCCCACCUCUCUCCUGGUGGCUCUGACGGAGUUCCCAAAUGACUUUGGAUCAUCCAGGCCCCCUGCUUGAUCCAUGAAGCUAAGACAUGCUGUAGUUGCUCUACUUCCCUGAAUGCAAAUCUGGAAGACAAAAUGGCACUUGGAAAUGGCCUAACCCUUCGGUGUUUGGAGAACGCAUUGGGAUACGUUGGAAAUACGGAUGUCCAGUUACUAGGAAUGGAUUGAAUGGCACUGAUUUUAGUCUCUCUGUUUAGUCCAGCCAGACUCAGGCUGGAACUGAGUCUCAUGCUACUAGUAGAAGAUCAAAGACUUCUGAUU
This is a messenger RNA of Protobothrops mucrosquamatus (brown spotted pit viper), 1482 nucleotides long. RefSeq names its product protein CYR61-like. The transcript is spliced from 6 exons. NCBI's taxonomy places the organism in Eukaryota, Metazoa, Chordata, Lepidosauria, Squamata, Viperidae. The record is from RefSeq and is a predicted model, not a curated record. The coding region runs from base 1 to 1155 and encodes 384 amino acids. Gene Ontology annotation, cellular component: extracellular region. Gene Ontology annotation, biological process: signal transduction. Gene Ontology annotation, molecular function: protein binding.